CACCCCGCCCCCUCACCACCGGCGUCGCCGCCCCUGCCCGACCCACCCAGCGCUUCGUGAUGGCGUCCUCGACGAGCGGUACGGGAGUGGGAUCGCCGUGCGGCGCGUGCAAGUUCCUGCGGCGGCGGUGCACGCAGGAGUGCGUCUUCGCGCCCUACUUCGACUCGGAGCAGUCGCCGGCGCAGUUCGCCGCCAUCCACAAGGUGUUCGGGGCCAGCAACGUGUCCAAGCUGCUGGCGCAGCUGCCGGUUCACCUGCGCUGCGACGCGGUCGUCACCGUCGCCUACGAGGCGCAGGCGCGGAUCAGGGAUCCCGUCUACGGAUGCGUCGCCCACAUCUUCGCCCUCCAAAAACAGCAGGUGUCGAUGCUGCAAGCGCAGUUGAUGCAGGUGAAGGCGCAGUUGGCUUACCAGGCGUCGUCGUCGACGCUGCCGCCGGCUGCGAACGGGGGAUCAGAUGGGGAUCGCUUGCUGAUGCAGCAGGUCAUGGGCUGUAAGGAGGAGCCACACCAUCACUUCGGGGAGCUUCAUGCCAUGGCUCAGAGAUUGAUGAGGAGCUAAAACCUAACUGAAUCUGUGAUCACUCAUAGAUAAAUAAAUAAAAAAAAAACAACGACGACUUGAAGAAGUGUAUUCAUAUGAUCUGAGAUCACUGAAUCAACAAGAUGGUAUUUUUUAACUUGAGGAUUUGAGUCAAAAGUAGGGAGUAACUGUUCUAUUUGAGAAGUCAGUAAAUUACAGUGUGUGUCUGUCAGUUGUAGAUGAAUUAGGGUUUGUUCAAAUCUGGUGGUGAAGUGACAAAUGCGUUUGUUUUAUUGAAUUAUAU
This is a messenger RNA of Zingiber officinale, 825 nucleotides long. Its product is annotated as LOB domain-containing protein 16-like. Gene Ontology annotation, cellular component: nucleus. The transcript has 2 exons. Gene Ontology annotation, biological process: hormone-mediated signaling pathway; positive regulation of DNA-templated transcription. NCBI's taxonomy places the organism in Eukaryota, Viridiplantae, Streptophyta, Magnoliopsida, Zingiberales, Zingiberaceae. Bases 60 to 560 code for a protein of 166 amino acids. The record is from RefSeq and is a predicted model, not a curated record.